This is a messenger RNA of Gossypium raimondii (Peruvian cotton), 860 nucleotides long. Its product is annotated as photosystem II core complex proteins psbY, chloroplastic. The transcript has a single exon. Gene Ontology annotation, cellular component: chloroplast thylakoid; membrane; photosystem II. The record is from RefSeq and is a predicted model, not a curated record. Lineage: Eukaryota; Viridiplantae; Streptophyta; Magnoliopsida; Malvales; Malvaceae. Gene Ontology annotation, biological process: photosynthesis; cell redox homeostasis. Gene Ontology annotation, molecular function: manganese ion binding. Bases 127 to 732 code for a protein of 201 amino acids.
UUAUAUCCCAAAACCCAAAUCCUCAGCCAGAGGCAAUUGAAACUCCAUUUCUCUGCCACAAAAAGCUCCCCCGCCCCAACUCCCCUGGGAUCAACAGCACAAUUCUAAACCCAAAAACAUAAAAAAAUGGCAGCAAGUGUAGCAACAAUGGCGAUGCUCAAUGCAAAAUGCCUAAGCAUCAGCUCAACUAAGAUGAGCAGCCCAACAAAGCCAACCCCAAAGCCCUUCUCCCUUCUCUCCAUGCAGAACCUCCCCAAAGGCCUCACCAUCUCAAAACCAGCCAACAACUCAAACCUACCGUCUUCACUCGCUGGCAGCGCCAUUGCUGGAGCUAUCUUCUCAACCUUGAGCUCAUGUGACCCCGCCUUAGCUGCACAGCAGAUUGCUGAAAUAGCUGAAGGAGACAACCGUGGGCUAGCUCUAUUGCUUCCCAUAAUCCCAGCGAUCGCUUGGGUCCUCUUCAACAUCCUCCAGCCAGCACUUAACCAGCUGAACCGAAUGAGGAGCUCCAAAGGGGUUAUCAUAGGGCUAGGGCUCGGAGGAUUGGCUGCAUCAGGGUUCAUGUCAACACCGGAAGCAUCGGCCAGUGAGAUAGCUAUGGUAGCUGAUGCUGCAUCUAGUGACAAUAGGGGUACCCUUCUCCUCUUCGUUGUAGCACCAGCUCUUCUUUGGGUGGCCUACAACAUUCUGCAACCGGCUUUGAACCAGCUUAAUAGGAUGAGAUCUCAGUGAGAUUGUGGAUCUUGUAUGGGGUGUAAUGGCAUGUAAAUUACCUGUAAUUGCACCUUAUGUUAAUGAAGCUUUCUUGUUAUUUACUUUAAACAAAAAUAACAAAUUUUCCUUGGUUAUAGUUCCAUUAA